Messenger RNA from Durusdinium trenchii, 543 nucleotides. Lineage: Eukaryota; Dinophyceae; Suessiales; Symbiodiniaceae. The record is from the annotation of a GenBank genome assembly.
AUGGCCCUGAAGCUUCUGCCAUUUCUAGCCCUUGUGGCCCAGGCGGCAGACUACAAUAUCGUUAACUUGGACAACAACACUCUCAAGCUGCUAACCGGCCACAGCCUUCCUGCAUUUGUUCGCUUUGACCGGGAUUACCCCUAUGGCGAGAAGGCUGACGCCUUCAAGGCGGUGGCGCAGACUGCAGUAGGUGCCCAGGUCCUGAUUGGCACAGUUGGCAUCUCCACCUAUGGUGAGAAGAUGAAUCAGGAUCUGGCGGAAAGGUUUGGCUACAAAUCGCCAGACAAAGAUCUGGAAUACAGUGACAUGGACAACAUCUUUCCCAAAUAUCGCUUCUUCCCGGCCAAUGGUGGUGCGGAUAUCGAGUAUACUGGACCCGUGACUGCUGAUUCGAUGACGCUGUUCCUGAAGAAGGAGGCCAAGAUCUACUUCGGCCUUAAAGGAACAAUUCGCGAGUUUGACAAGUUGGCCGCCGACUUUGUGAAUGGCAAAAGUGGCAAGGAUCAGGUCCUCAAGAUGCUGUGCCGCAAGAGCAUCAACUGA